Brassica rapa (field mustard) is the source of this 741-nucleotide messenger RNA. RefSeq names its product glutathione S-transferase T3-like. Lineage: Eukaryota; Viridiplantae; Streptophyta; Magnoliopsida; Brassicales; Brassicaceae. The record is from RefSeq and is a predicted model, not a curated record.
AUGCUUCUCUUCCUCCAUUUAAACUCUGUCUUUGUCCUCUCUCUUGUUCCUUUUCUUGCCACUCAAGGUACCGCUGAUUCAGCCUUCGACGGCGACACUCCUGCUGGCCGUCGGGAACGAAAAACUUGGUCACCAGCGGACGAUGUGUUGCUGAUCAGCUCGUGGUUAAACACGAGCAAAGAUCCAGUUGUUAGCACCGAGCAAAAGUCAGGCGCUUUCUGGACAAGAAUAGCAGCCUACUUUGCUGCAAGUCGUCAAGAUGGUGGCUCCGACCAGAGAGGGGCUAGUCAUUGCAAGCACCGUUGGCAGAAGAUCAAUGAUCUCGUCUGCAAAUUCUGUGGAGCCUAUGAAGCUGCAAAGAGAGAGAAGACAUCGGGUCAAAACGAAAAUGAUAAGGAACUGAGGCACGACCAGAAGUGGUGUGAGCUUUCAACUGCUAAGAAUGAAGGAACCUCUAAAAAAAGAAAGGGCGAGGACGGUGGUGAUUCUUCAACAUCUCAAGCAGAUUCUAAGAAGCGUCCACCAGGUGUUAAAGCCUCAAAGGCGAGUGGUAAGCAGACGGUUGAUCAAGAGAAGCAAGUGAAGGAGUUUGAGAGGAUUUGGACAAUCAAGCAGAAGGAAAUUGAUGCUAAGGAACGCCUGACUAAGAUGAGCCUGCUUGAUAGUCUUAUUGGAAAAAAAGAGCCUUUGGCUGAGUAUGAAGAGUCCCUUAAGAAAAAACUAAUCAAUGAAUUGUUCUGA